CCAUUUAACCACCGAUUCCCGCCAACCAUCCUAACUUCAUCAAAUUUCAACUGGCAAUUCUGAGCUUCACACUAAAAAGAAUAAAGCUAAAAAAACCAUGAGCAAAGCUUGCCGCGAGGCUGAGCGGAGGGUCCUCAGCCUCCUCCACGGCCGCAAAACCGGAACCCAUCUCCGCCAAAUCCACGGCCACCUCCUUCGCCAUGGCCUUGGACAAUUCAACCAAGUCCUCGCCCACUUUGUCUCCGUUUGUUGGUCACUCGACAAAAUGAGCUACGCAAAUCGCGUGUUCGACCAAACCCACAACCCCAAUAUCCUCCUCUUCAAUUCCAUGAUCAAAGGCUUUUCAAUCUGUGAACCCUUUGAACAGUCUCUCUACAUGUUCUCUCUUAUGAAAAACCGUGGCAUUUGCCCCGAUGAGUACACUUAUGCGCCGUUGCUCAAGUCGUGCUCGAAUAUUUGUGACCACAGGUUAGGGCAGUGUGUUCAUGGACAAAUUUUGAGAGUUGGGUUUGAAUGCUUUAGUUCGAUUCGCAUUGGGGUUAUUGAUUUGUUAGUUACUUGUGGAAAAAUGGAGGAUGCUAGGAAGGUGUUUGAUGCGUUGUCUCACAGAGAUGUGAUUGUUUGGAAUUUGAUGGUUCGUGGGUUCUGCAAGACCGGUGAUGUGGAUACGGGUUUGUAUUUGUUUAGGCAGAUGGGUGAAAGGAACGUUGUUUCUUGGAACUCGAUGAUUUCGUGCUUAACACAGUGUGGGCGGGAUAGUGAAGCUUUAGAACUUUUCCGUGAGAUGUUGGAUCAGAGAUUUGAACCAGACGAGGCGACCGUGGUUGCAGUUUUGCCUGCUUGUGCUCAUUUAGGGGAUGUUGAGGUUGGGAAAUGGAUACAUUCCUAUACAGAUUCUAAAGGACUUCUAAAACAAGUUGUAUCUGUGGGGAACUCACUUAUAAACUUUUACUGUAAAUGUGGAGAUUUGGAUGCUGCUUGUAGUAUUUUUGACCAAAUGCCUCGUAAAAAUGUUGUUUCCUGGAACACUCUGAUUUCAGGGUAUGCUUUUAAUGGGAGAGGUGAACUUGGGAUCGACUUGUUUGAGAAGAUGAUGAACAAAGGUGAGGGACCAAAUGAUGCAACUUUUGUGGGGGUUUUAACAUGCUGUGCCCAUGCAGGCUUGGUGGAAAAAGCAAAGGAAUUGUUUGCUUCAAUGGUUGUAAGUCACCAGCUUGAGCCAAAACUAGGGCAUUAUGGAUGUAUGGUUGAUGUUCUUGGGCGAAGUGGACGGCUGAAGGAGGCUCAUGACUUGAUUAAGAGCAUGCCUAUGAAGCCAAAUGCUGCCUUAUGGGGUGCAUUGCUUGGUGCUUGCUCUACUCACGGCGAGGUAGAGCUCGCGGAACUUGCAGCUAAAGAGCUUAUCAAUCUUGAACCACGGAAUUCGGGGAAUUAUGUGCUGCUGUCAAAUAUUUAUGCAGAAGAAGGCAGGUGGGAUGAAGUUGAGAAAGUCAGAGAUUUGAUGAGGGAAAACUGCAUCAAAAAAGCACCGGGGCAGAGUGCAAUUGGAUAGCCAUGAAAUUUAAGUUACACUGAGGCUGACCGCUUCAGGCUUUGUAUCUUAGGUCUCAUCCAGCCUCUCUUUUGAUCAUAGUCACAGACAAAAUAUUUAGUUGUUCAGC
This is a messenger RNA of Prunus dulcis (almond), 1661 nucleotides long. Its product is annotated as pentatricopeptide repeat-containing protein At1g09190. The transcript has a single exon. The record is from RefSeq and is a predicted model, not a curated record. The coding region runs from base 98 to 1552 and encodes 484 amino acids. Lineage: Eukaryota; Viridiplantae; Streptophyta; Magnoliopsida; Rosales; Rosaceae. Gene Ontology annotation, biological process: RNA modification. Gene Ontology annotation, molecular function: protein binding; RNA binding.